Molecule: messenger RNA, 901 nt
Organism: Syngnathoides biaculeatus (alligator pipefish)
Lineage: Eukaryota; Metazoa; Chordata; Actinopteri; Syngnathiformes; Syngnathidae
Exons: 6
Coding region: 80-901 (273 amino acids)
Source: RefSeq, a predicted model, not a curated record
UUGUCUGUAUAUAAAGAUGUCACAAGUGCAUGUGAGCAGCUGAUCAUAGGGAGUAGAGUGACCUUCACUUUGGAGCACCAUGGUUUCCACACCACUGUUUCUGCUGCAGCUGGUCCUGGUCUCAUUAGUGUCUGCAUCACAUCACUUUGGAGGACUCACCACCUUUUCUGGAGGACGAAACACUGAUGGAACAUUUACAGUGAACAUUAGCAACCGGGCAACCUUUGACGGAUGUGGCCAUGUUCAAACCAUGUAUUGUUACAAAGGGAACUGUGGAUAUGAGGUUAAUAGCCAAAGAGCCAUACUUGACAAUAGCACCCAUGCACCGAGAUCCAACCACCAAUGGUGUGAAGCAGAGACAGUGAUCACAAGACGUGUCUCAUCCAACAGGCCUUUUUCUUUGCGGUCAGCGAGUUGUUGCUGGAUUCCAACAAGGAACUAUCUCAACAGCUGGAGACUCCUGACCACUGUAGAUUUGGGUACAAGAUCUGACACAGGAGAUCCAAAUAAAUCCCCAGUAAUUGGCACGCUACCAUUCCUUAGAGUUCCUCAAAACUGUCCACGGAUGUAUAAGCUAAUGGCCUUUGAUGCUGAUGGUGACCGAUUGCGAUGUAGAUAUGGAAAGAUUCUGAAUACAGAAUGUGGCUCGUGCAGUCAGCCUUUUGGCUUUCACUUGGAUCAGGACUCUUGCACUUUGUACUACAACUACACCUUAUCUGAUCCCCGUGUUUAUGGAUUUGAGUUGGUGGUGGAAGACUUUCCACAGCAGCACGUCAUACUAUCGUACAGUGAUGGCUCCCACUCCUCCAAGUCUCCUCUGACGACCAGCUCCACCUUCCCCAUGGUGGUGGAAACCUACAACCCCACACCCAUGGUCACAUUGGCCUACAACAACCCCUGA